This is a messenger RNA of Spinacia oleracea (spinach), 2912 nucleotides long. Its product is annotated as phosphate transporter PHO1 homolog 1. Gene Ontology annotation, cellular component: membrane. The transcript has 14 exons. The record is from RefSeq and is a predicted model, not a curated record. Lineage: Eukaryota; Viridiplantae; Streptophyta; Magnoliopsida; Caryophyllales; Amaranthaceae. The coding region runs from base 280 to 2643 and encodes 787 amino acids. Gene Ontology annotation, biological process: cellular response to phosphate starvation.
GGUCACCAUAUCAGUUAAGAGUGGCUAAGAGCAUUUCUCCGACGAACCUUUGCCACAUUUCCUUGUUCUUUCUCUCUCUCUCUCCUGAAACUACUAAGCUAGUGGAACAUAGAACAUAGAAUAUCUUAGAAUGUGCCACUAAAGAAUCAUUUCCAUUCUUCAUCUGUCAAAUUCUUUUCUUCCACCUUAAAUACUCUCAUUCUAUGCUUGUUUUAAACCCAUUCACUCUUUAGUCUAUAGUUAACUCAUUAAUCUUGAAAAACGUGUUUAGGCGAAAACAUGGUGAAGUUUUCUAAGCAGUUUGAGGCACAACUUGUGCCAGAAUGGAAAGAUGCCUUCUUCGAUUACGAGCAACUAAAAAGAGAGCUUAAGAAGAUUCAGUUCUUAAACUCUACUAAUAAUAAUUAUUCAAAACAACAAAAAAAGGGUUAUUUUGGCUGUUCCUUCAUUUCUUCCCUAGGGAAGUUCUCCUCAUUUGGCCAGAAACAUAGAGAUCAUGGCCCAAUUCAAGUUCACAGAAAGCUUGCAUCUUCAGUUAGCAAGGGGGACCCGGACCUAUAUGAGACUGAAUUACUGGAGCAAUUUGCGGAUGUAGAGUCUGCUGCUGAAUUUUUCACGUGUUUGGAUCACCAACUCAACAAAGUGAACCAGUUUUAUCGAUCUAAAGAGAAAGAGUUUGUUGAGAAAGGAAAUUCAGCAAAGCAGCAACUUGAUUUCUUGGUUCAGGCGAAGAACAAGCUCAAGUGGAAGAAGGAAGCUUCUUCUCAAGACUCCUAUGAUGAUCCCUCCAUUUCAAGCCAACUCUCUUCUGAGAUAGAGUUGAUUGAAAAGGCAGAGGAAGAGCAGGGCCAAGACAGUUGCAGUGAUGAACAAGAGAAAACCGGCAACGAAUCUACAAAAUCCGAUGAGACGGAAAGAUCAGCACGAAGAAUAAAAAGAGAUGACUGUGGUUCAAGGAGCUUCUCUAGUAGGGUUUUUAACUGUCAGGGGAAGAACUUAACCAUAAACAUUCCGCUAACAACGCCAUCUAGAACCUUCUCAGCAAUUGGUUCCUUAGUUUGGGAAGAUGUUAUAGGUCACAAUUCGGCCAAGAAAACCAAUCCAAGAGGAAUUCACAUCAACCAAACUAAUCUGCAUCAUGCACAAAAGAUGAUUCGAGGCGCUUUUCUUGAGUUAUAUAAGGGUUUAAAUUACCUUAAAACAUACAGGAACUUAAACAUGCUUGCUUUUGUCAAAAUCUUGAAAAAGUUUGACAAAGUAACCAACAAAGAAGUACUACCAAUUUAUCUCAGAGUGGUAGAAAACUCUUAUUUCAACACAUCCGACUUGGUAAUGCGAUUAGCAGAUGAGAUUGAAGAGCUAUUUGUUAAGCAUUUUGCUAAGGAUGAUAAGAGGAAGGCCAUGAAAUACCUUAAACCAAAUCAUCGCAAAGAAUCCCAUGCAGUUACCUUUUUCAUAGGUCUGUUUACAGGAUGCUUUAUUGCACUUCUGGUUGGAUAUGUCAUCAUGGCUCAUCUAAUGGGAAUGUACACUAAACAAGCACCUGACACUGUUUACAUGGAGACUGUAUAUCCUGUCCUAAGUAUGUUCAGCUUAUUGUUCUUGCACAUCUUCUUGUACGGAUGCAAUAUCUUUACCUGGAAAAAGGCGCGAAUCAAUUACAGCUUCAUCUUGGAGCUGGCUUCGACCGAGGAGCUUAAAUUUAGAGAAGCCUUCUUGAUCAGUUCUGCUUCGAUGACUGCUAUUGUAGGGGUCUUGUUCAUUCACCUCUCACUUGCAGCCAAAGGGCACUCUUCUGCGCUAGCUCAGGCCAUUCCAGGCUUUCUCUUAUUGUUUUUCGUGCUGUUAUUAUUCUGUCCUUUCAACAUUGCCUAUCAUUCAACUCGGUACAGAUUCCUUCGAGUUAUAAGGAAUAUAGUUUUUUCACCUCUUUACAAGGUUGUUAUGCUAGACUUCUUCAUGGCUGACCAACUUUGUAGCCAGGUGCCACUCCUAAGAAAUUUCGAGUAUUUAGCUUGUUACUACAUCACCGGAAGUUACAAGACUCAGGAUUACGGAUACUGUGUAAGGACUACACACUACAGAGAUCUCGCAUAUGCUGUUUCCUUUUUACCAUACUACUGGAGAGCAAUGCAGUGUGCAAGGAGGUGGUUUGACGAAGGACAGGUUACACACCUAGUGAAUCUGGGUAAAUAUGUGUCAGCUAUGCUGGCAGCCGGGGCUAAGUUGGCAUACGAGAAGGAGAAGACAACAGGAUACUUAUGCCUAGUUGUAGCCUUGUCAAGUGGUGCCACAAUGUACCAAUUGUACUGGGACUAUGUAAAGGAUUGGGGAUUGCUACAAUUUCAUUCCAAAAAUCCUUGGUUAAGGAACGAAUUGAUGCUCCGAAAGAAGUGCAUUUACUAUUUCUCCAUGGUAUUGAACUUGAUUCUAAGGUUGGCUUGGCUACAAACCGUCCUACAUCCGAAUUUUGGAAAUGUUGAUUACAGAGUGAUUGGGCUAUUUUUAGCUGCCCUGGAAGUAAUCAGAAGAGGACAGUGGAAUUUCUACAGAUUAGAGAAUGAGCAUCUAAAUAAUGCUGGCAAGUUUAGAGCAGUUAAGCAAGUGCCACUCCCUUUUCAUGAGGUGGAUGAUGAAGAAUGAAAUGUUUUUUCGAGGGCAACACCAGUGAAUGGAAAUUGAAGGACGUCUAUACCACAAGGCGUCAAGGCUGCAUCAAGUGAAUUCCUUUUGAUCAAGUAUAUGCAUGCCUAGGAGGAAUACUACAUAACUGUGCAUAAAUUGGUUCUUCGGAUUUUGCCAAUGAAAAUUAAACUCAUAUAGUCAUAUGUAUGUAUUAAUGAGACUUGCCUAAUAUAUAACUGUCAUGUACUCUCUGUUUUUUUUAUCAUAUCAGAGAGGGCAUUUUGGGA